GAAAUUUGUGCUUUUCCUUCACGGCGGGUGCUUCUCGGAGCAGCCAGCCCCCACCCACCCACCCAAAAACAACAACAACAACAACAACACUUGGAUAUUUGACGAGCAGCGGGCCCCCAGCAAGCAUUUCCUCGAGUCACCCCCUAAUUGAGCUUCGAGCCUCGACUGCUGCGCCCGUGGAGCCACGAUGCAGAUGAGCGGCGAGCGCGACAGCAACAAGCACUCCCUCAUCAACGUCAUGCACCGCUUCAUCGCGGCGGCCAACAACAUGGACGAGACCAUCAUGGUGCCGAGCCUGCUGCGGGACGUGCCGCUGGAGGAGGAGCGGGCGGCCGGCCGGACGGAAGCCAACAACAACAACAACGACGACGACGACGACCGCGACGACGACCGGCGCGCCAGCGAGCAGCAGCGGGACAUGUACGAGCACUACCUGCUCCUCAAGUCCAUGAAGAACGACAUGGAGUGGGGUCUCCUCAAGCGGGAGAUGAGCACCGGCGGCUUCCUGGAGAUGGCCGUCAAGCAGGAGGAGCCCAAGGCCGUCAGCGACAGCGACAGCGCCGACCUGGAGCGACAGUUUCACUUCCACCUGCGCGGACUCUUUGGGGUUCUGUCCAAGCUCACCUUGCAGGCGGACCACGUCACCAACAGAUACAAGCGAGAGAUCGGAGGCGGAAACUUCAUCAGAUAGAACGGCUUUCGUCGUCAUCAUCCUCCUCAUCCUCCUUCCCCUUCGUCUUUGCGCUUUUCGGCCUCCUCGAGACUGCUUGACGUGACUGGCUGUGUCACCGAAAUUGUCUCUGCGACGGCGCGGGGCCGUCCCGGUCCCGGUCCCCGCCGUCUCCCCCUCCUCCCCCUCCUCCCCAAUCAACCCGGCGACGCCCGCUGCGCGUCGUUUUGUGGCGGUCGAAGUGUCCCGACGAAGCACAGCAACUCUUGCUUUGUGUCCACGGCGUGAAUCAAAGAUUUGACAGUAUAGGAGUCAUUGAAUGCUGGUUAUUCUGUCCCUCCUCCCCCCCCGUCCCCCUCUUAAGUUUUUAUUUUGUCUUAUUUUUUUUUUUAAAUUGAAACGCUUGAAGGGCUCUCUUGUGUAACGGGGCGUGCCUUGACUCUUGUGGCCCUGUUCGUUCACAUCCUGUUUGCUAACGGCUCAUCUCAUUUGUCCUCCCCGUUUUUGUUUUACAUUGUGCAAAUAAAUAAUUGGAACAUUUGA
Phyllopteryx taeniolatus (common seadragon) is the source of this 1213-nucleotide messenger RNA. RefSeq names its product MID1 interacting protein 1, like (gene mid1ip1l). The record is from RefSeq and is a predicted model, not a curated record. The coding region runs from base 188 to 691 and encodes 167 amino acids. Gene Ontology annotation, cellular component: cytosol. The transcript is spliced from 2 exons. NCBI's taxonomy places the organism in Eukaryota, Metazoa, Chordata, Actinopteri, Syngnathiformes, Syngnathidae. Gene Ontology annotation, biological process: regulation of lipid biosynthetic process.